Messenger RNA from Rhododendron vialii, 912 nucleotides. RefSeq lists its product as uncharacterized. The transcript has 2 exons. The record is from RefSeq and is a predicted model, not a curated record. The coding region runs from base 1 to 912 and encodes 303 amino acids. Lineage: Eukaryota; Viridiplantae; Streptophyta; Magnoliopsida; Ericales; Ericaceae.
AUGGUGGUGGUGCUGAAAUCAGAGAAACGGAAUGGUCAUCGUCAGAUUGAGCAUCGCUGCCGGCGGGAAUCCUGGACUCAAUUAAUCCUCAACCGACUAAUCCAUCUGUCGGACUAUCUGCGCUUCGCGGCCGCAUGCAAGCCGUGGUUCUCUGCCGCCGCCCAUCAGAAGGAUCGCCGUCGCAGAGAACCUCUCAAGCAGGUGGUUCCGUUCUUGUUGAUACCUUCGCCCGAUCGGAGUCCGGAGGCGAGGGAGGCGGAGGACGAACGCAGGAGACUUUACAGCGUCACGCAAAGAAAGGUCCUCAACACUGAGCUACUACGAGUUCCUUAUCCUCGGAGAAGCUGUGGUUCUUCGCACGGAUGGUUAGCAAACUUGGAAGUGGCGGAGGACCUGAGCAUUACGCUCCAGAACCCCUUCUCCGGUGAGACCCUCCGGUUCCCUCGGGUCAAUACUAGAGGUUCUAUCGCCAGUCCGGCCUGGCGUCGGUAUGAGUUCGACGUCGCUAAGGUUGUUUUGUCAUGUGAUCCUUGUUCGAGUCCGAAUGAUUUCGUUGUUUUGGCAAUUUAUGGACUCACGAAAUCAUUGGCCUACAUCAAACCUGGCGAGGAGGAUUGGACUUACGUAUGGGGUUUCGAUUUUUUCGAGGAUGCCAUGUAUCACAGGGGAAAGUUCUAUGUUGUGGAUAUAGAUUCUCGUGUAUUCUCCCUUGAUGUUAGGGAAAGCAACGAUCAAGUUAAUCGAGGUAGCAGCAGUGCCGGCGGCGGCAACAACGAUCAACAAAUCAUUAAGAAAGUUGAAGUCACAAGUUUGGGCGAUGACACAUUAUUGUUCUUGGGUCACAAUUUACUCUCUUUGCGUGUCGGCUUCACAUUUCCCUGGAUGCCGGGCAAAUUGCGUUUAUUAUACUGA